GGACGCACGCACGCCGUUUCCUAGGAGAUGGAACACACUGGCCGCCGGAGCUUCAUUAGGGAGCUAACGAGGGUGUUCAUAAGAAUGGAAGCACCGUUUCCUUGCCAGAUUCCUUACUGCUGCAUCUUAUGAACCUACAGAAUCUUGGGGAAGAACCUGUAUUUAAUGAUGACAAAACCUGUCACCAGUGUAGCAAGAACGGCCUGAGGGCAGAAACGAAUAAAAAUAAAAGACGCGUUUAUAUUUAUAUUCAACAAAGACGUCCUUUCCCGUGGACAGCCUGCGCUGCAUCAUUCUUCCGAGAUGAACCGGUACACGACCAUGAGACAGCUGGGGGACGGCACGUACGGGAGCGUGCUCAUGGGCAAGAGCAACGAGUCCGGGGAGCUGGUGGCCAUCAAAAGAAUGAAGAGGAAGUUCUAUUCUUGGGAUGAAUGUAUGAACUUGAGAGAAGUUAAGUCUCUGAAGAAACUUAAUCAUGCCAAUGUGAUCAAACUGAAAGAAGUUAUCAGAGAAAAUGACCAUCUUUAUUUUAUAUUUGAAUAUAUGAAAGAAAACCUCUAUCAAUUAAUGAAAGACAGAAACAAGUUGUUCCCUGAGUCUGUCAUCAGAAAUAUUAUGUAUCAGAUAUUGCAGGGGCUGGCAUUUAUCCAUAAACAUGGUUUUUUCCAUAGGGACAUGAAACCAGAAAACUUGCUUUGUAUGGGUCCAGAACUUGUGAAAAUUGCCGACUUUGGACUCGCGCGAGAACUGAGGUCGCAGCCGCCGUAUACGGACUAUGUGUCCACCAGAUGGUAUCGCGCUCCUGAGGUCUUGUUAAGAUCUUCAGCCUACAGCUCUCCCAUCGACGUGUGGGCUGUCGGCAGUAUAAUGGCUGAACUCUAUACACUAAGACCACUUUUCCCGGGGACAAGUGAGGUCGAUGAAAUCUUUAAGAUUUGCCAGGUCUUAGGGACUCCCAAAAAAAGUGACUGGCCAGAAGGGUACCAGCUUGCAUCCUCUAUGAAUUUCCGUUUUCCCCAGUGUGUUCCUAUAAACCUAAAAACUCUUAUUCCCAAUGCCAGUAACGAAGCCAUUCAGCUUAUGACUGAAAUGUUGAACUGGGACCCAAAGAAACGACCAACAGCAAGCCAGGCUUUGAAACACCCAUAUUUUCAAGUUGGUCAAGUAUUAGGCCCUUCCUCACAUCAUUUGGAAUCGAAACAGCCUUUAAAUAAGCUUGUGCAACCACUCGAACCAAAGCCAUCUGCAGCGGACCCAGAACCUCAGCCUCUGCCGGACAUAAACGACCAGGCUGCUGGACCGCCCCAGCUGAAGAACAGCCACCAGCCACUGCGGUCCAUCCAGCCACCGCAGAACGUGGGUGUCCAGCCAGCACCCAAGCAGCACAGUCAGCAGAAAAGGCCGCCAACCCUCUUUCCAAGUAUCGUCAAAAGCAUGCCCACCAAGCCGUGUGGCGCCCUGGGCCACAAAGGCGCCCGGAGGCGCUGGGGCCAGGCUGUGUUCAAGGCUGGAGACGGCUGGGCAGACCUGGAGGACGGCGACUUUGGAGCCUCCCAUUCCAAGAAGCCAAGCAUGGGCUUGUCCAAGGAAGCAAGGAGAAAGGAGUCUCCGUUUCGGCUUCCAGAGUCGGUGCCCGCGGGCUCCGGCUACUCACCGAGGGAAAACAAGAGCUUCCCUGCUGCUGCGACCCUGAAAUCGGAUUCGGAACUGUCAACUGCUUCCACGGCCAAACAGUACUAUUUGAAACAGUCAAGAUACCUUCCGGGUGUAAACCCCAAGGACGUGUCCCUGAUUGCCAGUGGGAAGGAUAUGAACCCAUAUGUCUGGAACAGCCAGUUGUUUCCUAAGUCCCUGGGACCCUUGGGGGCAGAGCUUGCUUUCAGAAGGAAUAACGCAGAAGAAAGCAUAAUCAAACCCAUUGAAAAGCUAUCAUGCAAUGAAAGCUUCCCUGAAAAAUUAGAGGACCCACAAGGAAAUCUUGGAAGUUAUGCUCCUUACAAUCAGGCAGGAUAUAUUCCUUCCUUUCUCAAAAAAGAAGUGGGGUCAGCUGGCCAGAGGAUACACUUCGCACCUCUUGGUGCGACAGCUUCAGGUCGACCUUUUACAGAUGAGGAAGCUGACAUUGUGAGCAGCUCACUGAGGGUCACUCGGCUCGUAAGCGGCGGAGCUGGGACUGAGCCUGUCCGUCCAAGUCCAGAGAGAGGGCUGUGCUGCCCGAGGAGACGUGAGAGGGUGAAUCUCUCAGAGCUCCCUGCCUGGUACCAGGCACUGAGCAAAAAAAAACCGUGACAGAUGCUGAGGCUCCGCCACGUGUCAGAUUUUCCUACAGAUCGUGCUAGGAGGAAAGGUUAAAAAAAGAAGUAAAUAUUAACCAUUCUCAAGUGGUCAAUGCAAAUCCUUAGGAAAACACUGUUCUGUAAGAGAUGUGUCUUCCAGCCCUCCCAUUGGUGUGACAGUUGCCCACAAGAGAAUAAACCAGGUCAUUACCGUAUUUAUUUGCCUGUUUCCCGUCUCUCGGGCUCCCUCUCUGCUCUAGUCCUCAUCCUCGAGUUUGGAGCAGAAACGUCAGAUGAGCCACCUCCUCCCUCGCCAGGCUGUCUCUCAUCCCCCUGGUGCCUCCGUGUCCCCUGCUCUGACGGCCACAGGGACCCGGUUCAGACACCAUCUGCCCCGAGGCGCGCUAACUCACUGAAUUCUCCCAGCGCCUCUGCGGCAGAAGGCGCCGUCGUGAGCUCCACCGCACAGAGGUUUUCUGUCUUGCUAAAAGUUAUGGAUCACCUUCUUAACUGGAGGCAAACACCUUUUCCUUUGGCCAACAAGGAACUCCUUGUUUUCGGCAAGGGGCUAAACGACCCUGAGAGGAGACAGGCCAGCUUUAAAAUGAACGCACAGCCAGCGUCUGCAGGCUCUCAGCUCCGCUCGGGGGGGUGGUGCAGGGUGGGCACCAGGUUCGUCACCCCCGGGGGGCUGGAGCCCUAAAACAGUUAUUUCCCAGGAAGGACUCCUGCCUCACUGGCAAGAUGAUUCCCUUUUGAAAGAAGGUUUUACGAAUACUGGCCUGAACAGUCUCCUUCAAAUGCAUCGGGACUUGACUUAGACUGUCACGAUGAGGAAAGAAAGCUGCUCUGGGUGUCACUCCCCGGGCCCUUGCUUCUCACCCACUGGUAACUUAGGAGUGGGUUCCCUUUCCCCGUCUCUGAGCUACGGGGGGCCGCCUCCGAAGUGCCCUCUCCUCCGCCCGCCCGUGGUACCAUUCUGCUCAGCCGGCGUCUUCAGAUGGGAGGCCGCUAAUUUAUCAUACUGAUGCUGGUCUGUAUCCCAGGGGGUUAUAACCAAAGGGCUAUUCUAGAAAACAUGGCGCACUUACCUGGCCCUUCUAGACGCUGUCCCUGUCUUUGUUAGGAGCUUUGUGUUGCCUCUGAGAACUUUAAACCCAGUAUGCGUGGGAUGAAAUGACCUGGUAAAACCAAGAAAGAGCUCCUGGCCUCCUUGUCCCGACCAAGCCACCAAUCCCCCAGCUGACCGUCACCAGGAUGGUGCCUCACUUAAGGCUUCGUUCCCUGUCAGCCAAGGUUAGCAGCACGUCAGGACCCACCUGCCCCCAUGAGUUCCUCCUACACUCCCGAUUCUACAGUAAAAAUGUAAGAAAAGAACGGGAAAAGCAUGCGAAUAAAUAGAGCAGAGCUAGUAUUAAAGUGUACAGAAUGGUUAGUCAUUUCAGAAUUGACUCCUAUAAUCCAAGAGUGAUACUGACCACAUCGUGUCAAAAGGUAUUUAAAUCCCAAACAGAAAGAUGGACCAUCAAGUGAGAACAGCUUGACACCUGGCUGCCAGUUGGAAGCAAGGAGGGGCAGAGGAGGGACUGAGAAGUUCUCUAGAAAAUGAUUUUACUGCUUUGUCAUUUGAGAUACUCAAGCAAUCAGAGCUUAGAAAUGGUUCAGGUAACAAAUGUCUAACACAGUAAAAUGUUUCACAAAGUCUUCAUCUGCCAAAUCUAAGUAUGAAUAAAACGAGCCUCGUAAUGAAAGGUUUGGGGUCCGAAGAUGGCUCACCAUUCAAAGGGCGUUUGUUGUCAUCCAUCAAUUUCCCAAUAAAACAUUUAAGUUUCUUGACUCUAAAAACCACAUUUUCAGGUUUAAAGAGGAACCUACAAUGGGACCCCACGAAGUCAGACUUUACAGGACUGACAAUUGGGAAUGCAUUUUCUGUAGUGAAGCUGUGUUCAAGUGUCAUUUAGAUGUAACCACAGUGUGAUAUAAAUAGUUACUAACACUGUGGGAAAGACUGCAGGCAACAGGAGAAGGGGGAAACAGAGGAUGAGAUGGUUGAUUGGCAUCAGUGACUC
Molecule: messenger RNA, 4348 nt
Organism: Odocoileus virginianus texanus
Lineage: Eukaryota; Metazoa; Chordata; Mammalia; Artiodactyla; Cervidae
Gene: MAK
Product: male germ cell associated kinase
Biological process (GO): intracellular signal transduction; intraciliary transport; cilium assembly
Cellular component (GO): cilium; cytoplasm; nucleus
Molecular function (GO): ATP binding; protein serine/threonine kinase activity
Source: RefSeq, a predicted model, not a curated record